Molecule: messenger RNA, 2220 nt
Organism: Zophobas morio
Lineage: Eukaryota; Metazoa; Arthropoda; Insecta; Coleoptera; Tenebrionidae
Product: aldehyde dehydrogenase, dimeric NADP-preferring-like
Exons: 2
Coding region: 151-1653 (500 amino acids)
Biological process (GO): aldehyde metabolic process
Cellular component (GO): cytoplasm
Molecular function (GO): aldehyde dehydrogenase (NAD+) activity
Source: RefSeq, a predicted model, not a curated record
CGUUUUAGUCUCGAAGUGCAUCCCACUGAAUUCGUGGUUAAUAUCAUCAUUGUCGGUGUUAAUGAACUAGAAAAUUAUUACUUGUCAAUUAACUCAAAGUGUUUGUUGUGUUGUUACUUUGUAAUUGUGUUUGACUAACAAUAUUUCAAAAUGGUAAAUCCAUCGGAAAUGGUGCAGACUUUACGUAAUUCUUUCAAUAGUGGCAAGACGAAACCCGUGGAGUAUCGUCUGAAGCAACUCAAGGCUUUACUUCGGCUGUAUGAAGAAAAUACUAAUGAGAUGCUUCAAGCUCUAGCAACAGAUUUACACAAAAGCAAACAAGAGGCAGUUACAAUGGAAACACAGUAUCUUAUCAAUGACUUAAAGAAUACCAUCAGUAAUUUAAAAAAUUGGGUGAAGCCUGAACGCCCUCCUAAAGAAUUCGUGAAUUUACUCGACUCAUUGUACGUCUAUAACGAUCCGUACGGUGUUGUCCUCGUAAUGGGUGCCUGGAAUUACCCAAUUCAGCUCACCUUACUGCCAGUGGCAGGGGCCAUAGCAGCUGGAAAUUGUGUUGUCAUUAAACCUUCAGAGAUUGCAGUCGCUAGCGCAAAGUUCAUAGCUGAGAAAAUUCCCAAAUAUCUUGAUAGUGAUUGUUAUCAGGUGUUUGAAGGUGGAAUUCCAGAAACCACCCAACUUCUGCGAGAAAAGUUUGACUAUAUUUUUUACACCGGUUCCACUAGUGUUGGACAGAUUGUUCAUGCAGCUGCAAAUAAAAAUUUAACUCCAGUCACGUUAGAACUAGGGGGUAAAAGCCCCGUCUACUUGGACAAAACAGCAAAUCUUAAAGUUGCGACGAAGCGAAUAAUAUGGGGUAAAUGUGUUAAUGCUGGCCAGACAUGUGUUGCACCAGAUUACUUAAUUUGCACAAAAGAUGUGCGUGAUAAAUUUGUAGAGUGCGCUGGCCAAGUACUGCGAGAUUUCUAUGGAGACGAUCCAAAACAGUCACCUGAUUUAGGACGUAUUGUCAGUGAUCGACAGUUUCAACGGUUAGUUGGUUUAUUGCAAAAUCAUAAACCUGCUGUCGGUGGACGUUUUGAUGCUGCUGAACGUUACAUGGAACCUACUAUUUUAACUGACGUAAAACGUGAUGACAAAGUUAUGCAAGAGGAAGUGUUCGGUCCCAUUCUGCCUAUUGUUACAGUAAAUGAUGCCUAUGAGGCUGUCAAAUUUAUUAAUUCUCGGGAGAAACCUCUUGUUUCUUAUAUUUUUUCAAACAACAAAAAAGAUGUGCAGUUGCUGAUUGAUAAUACUUCUUCUGGGGGAGUUCUUGUUAACGAUACUAUAAUGCACAUGGCGACUGAUAUGCCAUUUGGAGGGGUUGGUUUAAGUGGCAUGGGAAGUUAUCAUGCAAAGUAUACCUUUGAUACAUUUUCACAUAAGAAGAGUUGUUUAUACAAAGAUUUGGGAUUCAUAGGCGAAACUUUGGGCUCUGCUAGAUACCCGCCGUAUUCUGAAGGAAAAUUAAAAUUAUUAAAUUUGUUGCUGAAAAAGUGGCCAGGUUUCAACUGGAAGGUGUGCUUGGUUCACACUUUCAUAUUCACAAUAGGGUUUGUGACAGCUUUGGGAUACAAACAUGUUAUGGAAAAUAAGGAUGAGCUGUUCAAGCAAUAACUUGUAGUAAUUUCUUGUAACACCUAGUGGUAGAUGGUCUUAUGGGCUGUGUGACGGUGGUGCGUUUACAAUUACUUUAAGUAUUAUAACUUUUGUUGUGGUUAAAGUUUUCAUGGUGGUUGAAGUUUUGUUUUAUAGUAUUUGAUUUUCUAAAUUUAGAACUCAACAUUUUGUUUAACAAAAAAAAAAUUGGCUAUAAAUUUGUUGAAUUAAAAGUUGUUGAUUAUAGAUAAGAAAAAAUAUAUAUUCACAAACGCUACACUUCAUAGUAUCAUUUGCAGGGACAUACACUUUUAAUUAUCUGAGCGUUAUUUUUUGUUGAAGAAUAUGACUAGUAUUGCAUUAAAAGUUAAUUACGGGUUCGAAGGUAAAGUAUAUUUUUUGUAUCUAUAUGUCAGUCUUUGUAGAAUAUAUAUCUGUAUUUUAGUAGGUCAACUGAUGUGCGUACAUGACGUUAGCGUUACUUAAAUAGACUAUGAAGAUGUAGUUCUCUAAAAUUAUUUCAGGUUGUGUGAUGUAUUUUGUAGAUUUUAUACUGUAUUUUUCUAAAUAAAGUUUCUUUUCUAA